This is a messenger RNA of Sphaerulina musiva SO2202, 1871 nucleotides long. Its product is annotated as glycosyltransferase family 32 protein. The transcript is spliced from 2 exons. Gene Ontology annotation, molecular function: alpha-1,6-mannosyltransferase activity. Bases 159 to 1772 code for a protein of 537 amino acids. NCBI's taxonomy places the organism in Eukaryota, Fungi, Ascomycota, Dothideomycetes, Mycosphaerellales, Mycosphaerellaceae. The record is from RefSeq and is a predicted model, not a curated record. Gene Ontology annotation, biological process: protein N-linked glycosylation. Gene Ontology annotation, cellular component: mannan polymerase complex.
AGAGCACAACUCGUGGAGUUGGAGCUAGCUGCCACAUGAUGAGGAUUCACUCUCGUGUGUGUGUUUUUGUGUGACGCGACGUGAUUUUUUCCUUUCGGCCUGUCAUUGUGAGCUCCCACAGACACACAACCCCUCAUCGCGGUGUAUUUUUUGCGACAAUGGGUAUGAGGACGUACAAGCAGUCUUACGCUGGCUGGUUCAGUGGCAGAUACCGCUUGUUGUCAGUCUUUAUCGUGACAUGCUUCAUCUUUCUCUCGUCACAGCAGGUCUUGAGCCGAUUGCAAAGGAGUUUUUCCAUUCCCCGACCAGAGAAGAUUCCAGCCAAGAUCUGGCAGUCAUGGAAGGUCGACGCCCUUCACUUCGAGGACCGCGAUCUGGACCGAGCACGAACUUGGGCGAGGAAGAAUCCCAGUCAUCGAUAUGAACUGUUGACCGACUACAGUGCUAUACCGUAUGUCGAGCAAGCGUUUGGCUGUGGCCCGGGAGGCCUUUGCAGGUCGGAUAUUGUCAACACCUACAAUGCAUUGAACGACAACCUGAAGAUCAUUCAGGCCGACUUGCUUCGAUACAUUAUUAUGUAUGUCGAUGGAGGACUCUGGGCCGAUAUCGAUGUCGAGGCUAUUCAACCGAUCAAGACGUUCAUCCCGAGACGAUUCGAUGAGCGUGAUGUUGAUAUGGUUAUUGGGAUAGAGACGGACGAGCCAGACUUGGAGAACCACCCUGUCCUGGGAAGCAAAGCUGCAUCCUUCUGCCAAUGGACCUUCAUGUGCAAGCCUGGCUUGCCGGUCAUGAUACGACUGAUUGAAAACAUUAUGAUUUGGUUACAUCGACUGGCAGCGGAACAGGGAAAAAGCGUGUCGGAGCUACACUUGGACUUUGACGAAGUGCUGAGUGGAACGGGGCCUUCUGCUUUCACGAAAGCCAUCCUGACAGAAAUGUCGAUUUCCGAAGGCAGAAAGAUUGUCUGGAAUGACUUUCACGAUCUGCUCGACUCUCAACUUGUCGGCGGUGUCCUCGUGUUGCCUUCGGAGGCAUUCGCUGCCGGCACAGGACACUCGAGAUCAGGAAACCACAAAGGUAGCAGAGCACUGGUCAAACAUCACUUCCACGCAUCCUCCUGGACCGACAAGCAUCAACGCUUCAAGCAUCCCGUAUACGACGAAAUCGAGAGAUGUAAUUGGGAUGCGGAAUGUGUAGCACUGUGGGAUUCCAACGUGGCAUUCUACAACUCGCUACCGGAAGAAGAGCAAUUGAAAAUGAUUGAAUUGAAGAGAAUCGACGAUGCAAAGGAGAAGAAGCUCGCUCAAGUCAAAGCCGAAGCAGAGCAAGUCCCUAUCAAGCAAGAGAAAGAAGAAGAAGAAGAAGAAGCACAAGAAGAGAAGGAAGAGGCACCUCCCAAAAUAGAAAAGGAGGCCGAAAAGGCCAAAGACGGCUCGCCAGAACCCAUGCAAAAGGCAGAAAAGGUCAAGGGAAAAGAACCUCCGGUCAAAGAUCUGAAAGUCAUCAGUGAGAAGGCGGACAAUCUUAAGAUUCUCAAGGAGACUAAAGAAGAUAAGAAGGAAUUGCCUGAGUCGGACCCGCCAGGAGUUCCUCCGGCUGCGCUGCCAAAGGGAAAUACAGAGGAUAAGAAGAACUCGCCUCCUCCGCCGCCAGCAGCUGAGCCGCAGAAAGCUCAAGCGGAUCAAUUAUCGGACCCCAGGCUCAAAGAUGGCGAGGGUGGUGUGGCCAAGGCUGGAGAUAAGAAGAAGGAUGAUGGCAAGCCGGCGACUUGAUAUCUUUUUGAGUGAAUGACUUUGUGCAUAGUACCUUGAGCGUUGCAUAUAGAGAGAGAGGAUUUUUCGAAAUUUAGGACUUUUUUGGGUCUAUGUUCC